CGAGCCUCGCCCAAGAUGUCUGCCGCGGUCGGAGGCAGCGCGGGGCCGUGGCGGUCCCUGCUUCUCGCGUCCUUCGGCCGCGGCACCUGACUUACUGGGCAAAACGCCCGUUCGGUCGGACCCCUCAACCUCCUUGUCCUACUCUUGCUGUGGAGAGGGAGGCUUCAGUGCGAGGUGUCCGAGAUGGAUGCUCGCUUGUGCUACGACAACACGUCAGGAAUGAGCGAAGGCGGGGGAACUGUGGCGCUGCGGCUGUCUUGGAUAAUGAGAGAUUGACAGCAGAGGAAAUGGAUGAAAGGCGACGCCAGAAUGUAGCCUAUGAGUACCUUUGCCAUCUGGAGGAAGCAAAGAGAUGGAUGGAGGCCUGCCUGAAUGAAGAGCUGCCUCCCACAACAGAGCUGGAAGAAGGACUGAGAAAUGGAGUCUACCUGGCCAAACUUGGAAACUUCUUCUCCCCUAAAGUGGUUUCUGUGAAGAAAAUCUAUGAUAGGGAACAGACUCGAUAUAAGGCAACUGGUCUCCACUUCCGGCACACAGAUAAUGUAAUCCAGUGGCUGAAUGCCAUGGAUGAGAUUGGUCUCCCCAAGAUAUUCUACCCAGAAACUACAGAUAUCUAUGAUCGUAAGAACAUGCCACGCUGUAUCUAUUGUAUUCAUGCACUAAGCCUAUACCUGUUCAAACUGGGUCUUGCCCCCCAGAUUCAGGAUUUAUAUGGGAAGGUGGACUUCACAGAGGAGGAAAUCAGUAAUAUGAGGCUUGAACUGGAGAAGUAUGGCAUUCAGAUGCCUGCCUUCAGCAAGAUUGGAGGAAUUCUUGCAAAUGAACUUUCUGUGGAUGAAGCAGCAUUACAUGCUGCUGUCAUUGCCAUUAAUGAAGCAAUCGACCAUCAGGUUCCAGCUGGCACUCUUACGGCAAUGAAGAACCCUAAUGCUAUGCUAAUAAAUCUUGAUGAUCAACUGGAAUACACUUACCAAGACACACUCUACAAAGCAAAGCAAGACAAGAUGAAGAAUGCUAAAAUUAGGAUCGCCUCAGAAAACUUGGAGAGAGAGAGAGAUGUGUAUGAAGAACUCCUGACUCAAGCUGAGAUACAGGGAAACGUCAAUAAAGUGAAUACACAUGCAGCAAUAUCAAAGAUUGACCUAGCUUUGGAACGAGGAGAUGCAUUGGCACUGUAUGAAGCUUUGGCAACACCAGCCCUUGGGCUCCGAGGAUUGCUACGAGAAAAUUGUGACUGGUAUUUCAAGCAGUUUUUGAGUGAUAGACAACAGAAACAGGAGGCUGGCCUUCCAGGUCCUCUGCAGAAGGAAGAGUUGCAAUUGGGAGUGGAUGCUGCUAACAAGGCAGCACAACAAUAUCAGCAAAGGCUGGCAGCGGUAGCCAAAAUUAAUUCUGCUAUUCGAAUGGGUGAUGCUGAGAAGACUGUGGCAGAACUGAUGAAUCCAGAUGCCCAGUUACCAGAGGUUUAUACAUUUGCUGCAGAUCUUUACCAAAGAGAGCUGGCCACCUUGCAGCAACAGAGCCCUGAAGGUAACCUCAUCCAUCCAGAAUUAUCUGUUGCUGUAGAGAUGCUGUCUUCUGUGGCCCUGAUUAAUAGGGCUUUGGAUUCAGGGGAUGUGAAUACAGUGUGGAAACAACUGAGCAGUCCUGUCACAGGGCUUACAAACAUUGAGGAUGAGAACUUUCAGAGAUACAUCGAUGAUUUGAUGAAGCUGAAAGCUCAAACACAUGCAGAAGGAAGUGAAUUUAUCACAUGGAAUGAUAUCCAGUCAUGUAUUGAUCGUGUGAACAUAGUUGUGCAUGAAGAACAUGAAAGGAUUUUGGCCAUUGGUCUUAUCAAUGAAGCUCUGGAUGAAGGGGACACCAGAAAGACUAUUCAGGCAUUACAGAUUCCUGCAGCAAAAUUGGAGGGUGUAACCCCAAAGGUUGCACAGCAUUACCAGGAUACGCUACUUCGAGCCAAGAGAGAGAAAGCACAGGAAACACAGGAUGAAACAGCUGUACUUUGGCUAGAUGAAAUUCAGGAGGGGAUUCAUGGGGCUAACAAGGACACAGAGGAGUCUGAGAGAUUCUCCUUAGGAAUUCUGGCCAUUAAUGAAGCAGUAGGCCAUGGUGAUGUUAGCCAGACUCUCAGUGCCUUGCGUUCACUGGAUGUUGGGCUAUAUGGAGUCACUCCAGAAUGUGCUGAGACGUAUCAGCGAGAGCUGUCAGAAGUCAAGAGAAGAAAAAUGGUAACAGGGGGCAAUGGCAGUGAAUGGGUGAAACACUGGGUGAGAGGAGGCUAUCAUUAUUAUCAUAACCUGCGGACCAAAGAGGGAGGAUGGGAUGAACCAGCAGAAUUUGUGCAAAAUGACACGCAGCUGUCACGGGAGGAGAUACAGAGCACCAUAUCUGGAGUCACUGCGGCAUACAACCGAGAGCAGUUGUGGCUGGCCAAUGAGAACCUGAUAACAAAACUUCAGGCUUGCUGCCGAGGAUACCUUGUUCGCCAGGAAUUCCACUCAAGAAUGAACUUUUUGAAGAAGCAAGUCCCAGCAAUCACUUGCAUUCAGUCCCAGUGGCGUGGCUACAAGCAGAGGAGGGCAUAUCAAAUCCGUUUGGAUUACCUGCGAGCACAAAAGGACCAAGUAGUGAAGAUUCAAUCAAUGACCAGGAUGUAUCAAGCCAGAAGACGUUACAGAGAUCGUCUGCAGUAUUUCAGAAACCAUAUAAAUGAUGUUAUAAAAAUUCAAGCCUUUAUCCGAGCAAAUAAAGCACGAGAAGACUACAAAACCCUCAUUAAUGCUGAAAACCCACCUAUGGCUGUGGUUCGGAAAUUUGUCCACUUGCUUGAUCAGAGCGACCAAGAUUUUCAGGAGGAGCUUGAGCUAAUGAAACUGCGUGAGGAAGUUGUAACCUUGAUCCGAUCCAAUCAGCAACUGGAAAAUGAUCUCAAUCUCAUGGACAUCAAAAUUGGGCUGCUAGUGAAAAACAAAAUUACACUGCAGGAUGUUGUUUCUCAUAGCAAAAAACUUACCAAGAAGAACAAGGAACAGCUCUCUGACAUGAUGAUGUUGAAUAAACAAAGAGGAGGUUUGAAAGCUUUAAGCAAAGAGAAGCGAGAAAAGCUGGAAGCUUAUCAGCAUCUGUUCUACUUACUUCAGACUAACCCAACGUACUUGGCCAAGCUGAUUUUUCAGAUGCCUCAAAAUAAAUCCACAAAGUUCAUGGAUUCUGUCAUCUUCACGCUGUAUAACUAUGCAUCCAAUCAAAGAGAGGAAUAUCUGUUGUUGCGGCUUUUCCAAACAGCAUUGCAGGAAGAGAUCAAAUCAAAAGUAGACCAAAUACAUGAAAUUGUGACUGGGAAUCCUACUGUUAUUAAAAUGGUGGUAAGCUUCAACCGUGGUGCCCGUGGUCAGAAUGCCCUGAGGCAGAUCCUGGCACCAGUUGUGAAGGAAAUCAUCGAUGACAAAUCGCUCAAUAUCAAAACUGAUCCAGUGGAUAUUUACAAGUCUUGGGUUAACCAAAUGGAGUCUCAAACUGGCGAAGCCAGCAAACUGCCGUACGAUGUUACACCUGAACAAGCUCUAAAUCAUGAAGAGGUGAGGAUGCGCCUGGAUGCCUCAAUCAGAAACAUGAGGACAGUGACAGACAAGUUCCUGUCUGCCAUUGUUAUUUCAGUGGACAAAAUCCCUUACGGAAUGCGUUUCAUUGCCAAAGUACUAAAAGACUCCCUGCAUGAGAAGUUUCCUGAUGCUGGCGAGGAUGAGCUUCUGAAGAUCGUUGGCAACUUACUGUAUUACCGCUACAUGAAUCCAGCCAUUGUCGCACCAGAUGCGUUUGACAUCAUCGAUCUUUCAGCUGGAGGUCAGCUGACUACAGAUCAGCGCAGAAACCUUGGUUCCAUUGCGAAGAUGUUGCAGCAUGCUGCAUCCAAUAAGAUGUUCAUGGGAGAUAAUGCACACCUCAGCAUUAUUAAUGAAUACCUGUUGCAGUCAUACCAGAAAUUCAGACGUUUUUUUCAGGCUGCUUGUGAGGUUCCUGAAUUGCAGGAUAAAUUUAAUAUUGAUGAAUAUUCUGACUUGGUGACUCUCACUAAACCAGUUAUUUAUAUUUCUAUUGGUGAAAUCAUCAAUACGCACACUUUGCUCUUAGACCAUCAAGAUGCAAUUGCUCCUGAGCACAAUGAUCCAAUUCACGAGCUGCUGGAUGAUCUCGGAGAGGUUCCUACAAUUGAGUCCUUAAUAGGGGAAGGGUCUGGCAACGUUAAUGACCCCAACAGGGAAAUGCUAGCAAAGACUGAGGUUUCUCUUACACUCACUAAUAAAUUUGAUGUUCCUGGUGAUGAGAAUGCAGAGAUGGAUGUGAGGACUAUUCUGUUAAACACAAAACGUUUAAUUGUUGAUGUAAUCCGCUUCCAACCGGGGGAGACGCUGACUGAAAUCUUGGGAACUCCAGCUACCUCAGAGCAAGAAGCGGAGCAUCAGAGAGCUAUGCAGAAACGGGCCAUUCGUGAAGCUAAAACUCCUGAUAAGAUGAAAAAAUCUGUGUCCGUGAAGGAAGAUGGCAACUUGAAUCUUCAAGGAAAGAAAGAUAAAAUUAAGACAGGCCUGAAGAAAUUGACAGAACAGGGGACAGUGAAUGCUAAAAAUAAAUACCAGCAACUAAUCAAUGACAUUGCAAAGGAUAUCCGAAAUCAGCGUAGAUACCGUCAGAGAAGAAAGGCGGAGCUGGUGAAGCUGCAGCAGACAUACAGUGCCUUGAACUCCAAAGCUACUUUUUAUGGGGAACAAGUGGAUUAUUACAAAAGCUACAUCAAAACCUGCUUGGAUAACCUGGCGAGCAAGGGCAAAGUUUCUAAGAAACCUCGGGAGAUGAAAGGCAAAAACAGUAAAAAGAUUUCUCUAAAAUAUACAGCAGCUCGACUUCAUGAGAAGGGAGUACUUUUAGAGAUUGAGGACCUGCAAGGUAACCAGUUUAAAAAUGUGAUAUUUGAAAUCAGUCCAACAGAAGAAGUAGGAGAUUUUGAGAUAAAAGCAAAAUUCAUGGGGGUACAGAUGGAAACCUUUAUGUUACAUUAUCAGGAUCUUUUGCAGCUGCAGUAUGAAGGCGUUGCAGUCAUGAAGUUAUUUGACAGAGCAAAAGUGAAUGUCAACCUUCUGAUCUUUCUUCUGAAUAAGAAAUUUUAUGGGAAGUAACUGUCCUCUGCCAGCAAGUCUCUGAAAGGGGAGAUGAAUAGAAAUCUGCACGUACAGUUGUAGUGUGACGUAGCUAUGUAUCAGUUUAUGCCCAUGCCAUGCUCAAAUAUAUCAGAUGUAUCAUGAAUGAGGACUAAGAACCUCUUGUGAAUUAACAACCCUCAUUGAGUCUGCAGGGAGUUGGUUUCUUUAACUUUAAAGGUCCCCUGAAAAGUAGUUAAUUUAGAAUGUAUUUUUAUGUGGUGCUGGGGAUUAAACUAAUAAAAGAGUAUACUUAGGGCAUAUGGAUGCUUUAUUUGCCUAAUAACGUGCUUUGUGAGGCUUGAAUUCUUGUUGCCUGGGUGAAGAGAAAGCCAGAACUGUACAGCUGUCGGUUUGCCUCUUCUUGAAAGCGAAAAAGGGUUGUGGAUUGUGUUUGGACAUUAUUCUCAAUGGAAAUGACCAGGUCAAGAAAUGGUCAAGGCCCAGCUUACCCAUUGGCUUGUAACUUGCAGUGGUGGUGGUGGCCAGUUCCCCAGAUGGAACCGCUAUGGUCUGGUGUAUCGUUAAUGGUCCCAAAUGGUCACUGAACUGUUUGUGACUAUUUACUAUAGCCACAUAGAACAACUUUAGUGUCUCUUUUUUCUUGAUUUGUUUCUGGUUUAUCACACUGUAGUAAUUCACGUAUGGCCCCUUAAAGAGAGGGACUGUGGAAUGUACUUACUAGUGCUUACAGAUGAAAAGAAGCCUUCUGGGGAAGGAGAGGGAAACAAAAUUUUUUUUGAGACAUGUUAACUUUUGGUGUUGCUUGCAAAGUAUUUGAAAUGUAAAAAUAACUUUUUUCCAGUUAAGAGCAAUGUUCUAUGUAUCUGUAUCUGAUGCAAUAUGUUAGGCUCUACCUGCAGGCUCGUCUAAGGAAGACGACUAUCUUAAAUAGGUUAGCUUUUAUAAAGUUAAAUUUUUCUAGCUAUGCUCAAGUUCGCAUUCCUUUUACUCCUGUGGUUUUGUUAGGGGGUUUUGUUGGGUUUCUUUCCCCACCAUGGGGGUGGUGAUGCCUGUUCAGCUGUAUCGAGUAAAAAUGCAUGGACUCUUUUCUUGGGAGGAAACACCAGAACAAAACUUGACCUUUAAAUUCAGUAGUUGCUUCAGCUCUCCCCCAAUUUUUUCUUAAGAGUUUUAUUUUUAAAAGAAGGGAUAUAUCUCUUAACUGCAAAUUUCAAGUUAUUCACAGGUCACUAAUGUUGGUUGUUGAGAUUACGGAGUUUAAUUGAACUGCUUUAUCUCUGCUGUACCCUGCGUUAUUUCAGCUAAGAUUUUUUUUUUUCCUCAUUAAAGGCAGUUUUAGUAUUGAAA
Molecule: messenger RNA, 6509 nt
Organism: Strigops habroptila (Kakapo)
Lineage: Eukaryota; Metazoa; Chordata; Aves; Psittaciformes; Psittacidae
Gene: IQGAP1
Product: IQ motif containing GTPase activating protein 1
Exons: 38
Coding region: 288-5177 (1629 amino acids)
Biological process (GO): regulation of GTPase activity; regulation of actin cytoskeleton organization
Cellular component (GO): cytoplasm; nucleus
Molecular function (GO): calmodulin binding; GTPase activator activity; actin filament binding
Source: RefSeq, a predicted model, not a curated record